AUGGUCACAUUCCUCCAAUCGCAUCGGCACCCAGAUGCUCUAUAUUCGACUUCGGGGCCAUACCACAAGCUUAAGGACGAGAUAAGUGCUGAGGCCGAAUCGGUACCAUUAACCUCUUUUGACAGCAUUUCCCGAGCCUCCCCUGGAGAGCGCAAAGAUUCCCAUUUCACAUCCACUUCGGCUUCUGACUCGAACAAGUUUGUGGUCACAACAGGAUGGACAUUUUCCCUCUGUAUACUUCUUCUCAACGGAAUCAUAUCAACCUGCUGGGGAAUAGCACUUUUCAUUUUCUCACUAGGUGUCGUUCCCAUUUACUACAAUCUUUCCCUACUUGGGAAGCAGCACCCAGAUGUCACGAACAUUGUCAUCGCGUUGGUUGCAGCAAUUUCUACGAUGCAUAUAUCCUACAUUGUGCAGCAGAUUCCAGCCCAUUACUCGCAUUGCCUGCUCGUUGAUGGAUUUACACUGGGUCAUAUACGGUGGAUGCAAGGCGUGCAGCAAGUAUCCAUCUUUACGAGGUUCCCGGAUCGAAAAAACGGAGGAAGGUUCACCAGAUUCUUCACAAGGAAGCAAAUCUUUUGGUUAGUAGCCUACUUCGGCAUCGCUUUUCAUACUUCUUCGUUAGUCGCCAUUCUACAACCAGAGAUAUUCUACAAAAAUGUGAUGUUCAAUGAUGCAAUUCCUUGUGGGCUGAGCCUCAACAACCUAACUCUUGAAAGGGACCCAUUUUUGUCCGACGAUCAACAAGAAAUAGUCGACUCGUUCUCUUUCAAUAUCGGCACAAUGCUUAUCAACUACGGUGAACAACUCAAUGGGAACACCACAACUACCAUCGCGGGCCGGGUGUAUCGGAAAGACAACUACGCAUACGGAGCCAUUGGUGGUCUCGAGAACGGCCUUCAACAAGUGCCAGGCGUCCUUUUCAACGCGUCGUGUUCCCAAGAUAACCCAACUGAAGGCCUGAGGUUAUGGCAAUCAGUUUUUCCUAAUAGGUCGCUCCCCACAUUGGUGGCUCCAUUAAACGAUUCAAAGCAAAUAUUCGUGGACAGUCCCAUUCCUACCCAUUUGAGAAACGUCACCAGCAGCGUUCCACUGGACAUAGACCUCUUGCAAAGCCAGGCAGCAAUGUACGCACUCGUCGAUCCAUCAGGAAGCGGUGCACUUUACAGCGUCGGGCUUAAUUCCGAUCCUUCACAGGCCGGGAUACUGUCCACCUUGAUCUGCAGCUGGAAAACAUCGCCGAAGCUUGUGCAAGUCCAGACUAUAGAAUACGUUGCGCGCACACUCGGCUCCAGCGAUUAUCCCAAAUAUCCUUCUUCUACGGGACGCGCGACAUUGAAGACACUGCAGGGCAUGGCAGAAGUUGCCCGCCUUGGAACAUCGUUGCAAAAGUCUGCAACGUACGCAACCACACCGAAUCUGAUAAUGCCGUUCGGUGUCUAUUAUAACAUAAACAACAGCAUUUCCGAACCAUCUCAAAUCCUCGAAACGAUCUUAGCGGACGGCGGGAAGGCCAGCAUGACGGUAUACAAUGUUCACUUCAGCACACACCCCCAGGAGCUCGAUGAAAAAUGUGGCAGCAAGAAUCGAACUAUAGCAGAGCACUGGAGAUUCCACAAUUCACGAAACCUUGGCUGGGUCGCAACAAUAUGGACAACCGCCAUUGGGAUUUAUGCCAUCGUGGCUGCUAUAUGGAUGAAAGGCCGUAGAAGGAUGCAAAAAGUAAGCAUAUUAGACGCACCUGGUGCGUUUUCUUUGGGAAGGGACUACGAAGUGGGGGACACCGAUGUCCUACGCGUGCAAAAUGGGAGGGUCGUAGUCCAGGAGUACAAAUCCACGUAA
Messenger RNA from Psilocybe cubensis, 1842 nucleotides. RefSeq lists its product as uncharacterized. The coding region runs from base 1 to 1842 and encodes 613 amino acids. The transcript has 3 exons. Lineage: Eukaryota; Fungi; Basidiomycota; Agaricomycetes; Agaricales; Agrocybaceae. The record is from RefSeq and is a predicted model, not a curated record.